This is a messenger RNA of Cuscuta campestris, 1346 nucleotides long. The record is from the annotation of a GenBank genome assembly. Lineage: Eukaryota; Viridiplantae; Streptophyta; Magnoliopsida; Solanales; Convolvulaceae.
CAUGAUAUGGAUGCACCAUACUCUCCUGGAGAGUGGCCGAGCCGGGAUGCAAUUAUGGGAAGGGGACCUACUAGAAGACAAUGUUCGAGGCUAGCACCCCUAAUUUUCUAUCUUGGAAAGCACAUCAUAAAAUGUUUCUAAAAUACAAAUAAAAAUUUCCUUUCAAACAAAUAUUCAAAAGUUUAAAAUUAAAGUGCCAAAAAUCAAAAGGGGUGUGGCCACAGGUUUUGCAAUGAUAAUAAAACUUUGGAUACUCCUCAUACUCCACUUUUUGGAAAAAAUGAAAUUCAUUGAUGUGGCCAUUGUACUUGAUUUUGGCUUCUUGGUCAAGUCCACUUCAACACGAACAUGAAGGAGUGAAUUAAGGCAAUGCAUGGCGAAGAACAUAGUAGUUAUAGGGGAGUAAGACCAUGGAAAGUUGCACCUCGUACGAGUGCCUCCAGAUUCACUCAUAUCUUCCUGAGCAACGAUAUGAGGUUUCCUUAGAUGCUCAAAAUUGGUUGGUGAUGUCUAAGGGAGCCACAAGGAUAAUUGCAAAAUCGUUCGAGAGAAAAGUCGGUCUUAAUGGCUACAGGUGGGCAGCCGUGAGUGAGCGUUACAAAGAGUUUUAUUGGAGAGAGUUCCAUAAAAAUUCAGAAAGGCUUAAAGGACAAGGAAACGCCAAGGUGCAUGAGAGCAUUAUCGCUGGUUGGAAGCAGAUGUGGGAUGAAGAAAAGUACUUGGCUCUCUGUUAAAAAAAGAAGGUGAAUAGGCAUGUAGGGGAUAUAAAUGUUCUGGCACAACCCACACACACUGGGGUCGGUGCUCUUUUAGCGAGUCAAUGGAGAUUCUUAGUCAAAGCGUGGAAGAAGAAGAAGAUUCAACCUUUGUCUCGUAUACUUACACCCACACUAAGAAACAUGACAAAAAGACGUGGGUCAAUGAAAAGGCAGUGAUAGUGGCAGAAAACUACAAUAAUUUGAGAGAAGAAGCUAUUCGUGAGGGGAUUCAAGUGGCGCCAGGAGAACUAUUCUAUGUCGCAGGUGAUGGGCAUGACUUAAAAAAUCGGGUUUUUGGCACUGGUGCAGUUGCAUGUAAAAUACCAAAGAGUACUCAACAAUAGAGCAGACGAGCCAGCACAAGCAACAUCUCCGACAUAUAGAACAAUGAAGUUGUUAACUUGCGCAAGGAAUUGUUGGACUUCAAGGCAACGGUUGAAGAAAGAGACAAGAAAAUAGUGGAGGAACUUUAACGUUUGCGCGGCCAUCAUGGUUAUGGCCGUUUUGAUGAUGAUGGUAGUGGUGCAGUUGAUGCGACGGGUUUUGUAGCGUGAGCCUUACAAAUUACAAUACAUUGGUUUAGUAUGA